This is a messenger RNA of Brassica napus (rape), 1913 nucleotides long. Its product is annotated as ethylene-responsive transcription factor ERF120-like. Gene Ontology annotation, molecular function: DNA-binding transcription factor activity; DNA binding. The record is from RefSeq and is a predicted model, not a curated record. Lineage: Eukaryota; Viridiplantae; Streptophyta; Magnoliopsida; Brassicales; Brassicaceae. Gene Ontology annotation, biological process: regulation of DNA-templated transcription. The transcript has a single exon. The coding region runs from base 303 to 800 and encodes 165 amino acids.
AAUCACAACGUGCACCUUUACGAGAAUGACGCGGCGGACCACGUAGUUUUUCCGUCUUAUAGUAUGAAUACGAGGUUUCUGUUGUAAGGCGAAACGGUCUAAAUGUGGAACAAUCAUGAUUAGUUAGUGUAAUUGUUGGCUUUUAGGGCACAUAAAUAGUGUAUAGUAAAAGCCGGAUUGAAGAAGCAAUUAUGAGAUCAUGGUAACUUCAAGUCACGAAAGUCAUGUAAAUAUGUUUGGCAUAUGCAUCUCCUAUAUAUAAACGCAACCCUGUCUCGAUCUUUCUCCAACUCUUUACAAAAAUGGAUAAUUCAUACAACGUUCCCUCUGAUGAUCAAAACCCUGUUGCACUAGGACCUCCUGCUUCUUCUUCUUUUUCGUAUUUGACAAGAGAUCAAGAGCAUCAGAUCAUGGUCUCUGCCCUGCGACAAGUGAUAUCUAGCGUUGGGAGUGACACGUCAUCACCAAACGGGAUCACCAGCGGAGCUGAUCUUCCCCUUCCGGAUGCUGGUCCCUGUCCUCUCUGCGGCAUCACUGGUUGCUGCGGCUGCGCUUUCCAACAGAGGGACGAAGAGACAAAAAAGGACAAGAAAUACAAAGGAGUAAGGCAAAAGCCAUCAGGUAAAUGGUCGGCGGAGAUAUGGGAUCCAAGUUUGAAAGUAAGGAGAUGGCUUGGAAUGUUUCCAACGGCGGAGAUGGCGGCGCGUGCAUAUGACGAGGCUGCGGCUGAGUUUAUCGGGAGAAUAUCAGCGAGACGUGGCCAAAUGAACGGACAUGUAAUUAAGCGUUGGCGGAGAUGACUGAGAAAGGAGUGCAUUACACCAUUAGACAUUUUCUUGUGUUUCCUUACACUAAAAGACACAAGUUGAUGGAAGAGCACUUUUCCACAAGCCGAGGUGUAUUCUGGACCAAAAUAUCCUUCUUCUUUGUUGAUGGGUAUUUUGUGUUCUGGUUGAAAUAAUGUUUAGUUAGUAGACAAUUUAGUUUAUACGAGUUAUUAUAGAAAAGUGAGUUUUUUUAUUUUACUCUAUUUUCAACAUCUUUUAUUCUUCUUUAUUUCAUAUAUCUAAUAUAUAAAUACAUAUAUAUGUAUGUAUAUAAAAUAAAAUAUAUGUGUGUUUCUUUUUAUUUUGAAAUCCAUAUUAAUAUAUUUUGAUAAUUUAUUUAUUUUUAGUUUAUGACCACAUCAAAAUGAAUAACAUAAUAUAUGAAUUGUGGAUAUGUAUUUUAUUAGCACUUGUGGAUAAGCUUUAACAAACAAACUGUGGACAGAGCAAUGUGGAUGGCUAAACAUAUUUGAUUAUAUGCAAUCAAACUUGUGUAUACAACUUUCUUACAAUCAUGUAUUUUUCUGCUUGUUUUUAUUUAAACCAACUUUCUUACAAUCAAUUUUCUUCGUUUUUAUCUUAAAAGUGGUUUUGUGGAUGAAGAUUCGACAUACUAUGGAUAAGAUCUUGUGGACGAGGUCUUGUGGACACAACAAAAGGAUAUCAAUUAGAAUCAUGUCCACGAAGACAAUAGACAUGUAAAAUUGAAAAGCCGAUGAAGUUAGUGUCCACCAAAACUUAGUAACACAAAAAGAUUAAAACUUUGGCAAAGAUUAAAGCUUACUUCCCGAUGAAAUCACAUGCUUCACGAUUUCAUGAAAGAUCAAGAACUCGUCGCUUAAUCCGCUGCCGCCGUCAAAGAAACUCUUGUUGGUGGAUAUUUAAGAGAGAGUGGAGUUGACACGGAAAAUCGAUCGAGAGAGGAGACAGAAGAUAUUUUAGCGUAGGAUUAAGGUUAGUGAUAAGGGUUCUUGUUCUUCAUCAGGUAGAAUAGAAACAAGAGAUAAUGGAAUUAGGGUUAGUGAUUUGGGAACACAAUUGGGAAAGUGGGCUUUUUCAAUUUAAUUUUUAAAAUUUAAAACAUUA